Molecule: messenger RNA, 2962 nt
Organism: Serpula lacrymans var. lacrymans S7.9
Lineage: Eukaryota; Fungi; Basidiomycota; Agaricomycetes; Boletales; Serpulaceae
Exons: 3
Coding region: 7-2331 (774 amino acids)
Source: RefSeq, a predicted model, not a curated record
GACACCAUGCUCGUCGACCCCGCCAUCCCCCCACAUCCCUUCCCAAGUGCCCCGCGCCUGCCCCCCUCCAGCCCCUGGCUUUCCACAGACACCUCACACGCAGUAUGGCCCUCUGAGCCGUCCCCUACAGACACCGCAACCCCAGUAUCCCCUUUGUCGCCUCACGAUCCAUCACACGACGCCAGCCCACGCUUCAACAAACGUCCCAGGUUAGAAUCAGCGGAGGCGUCUCCUUCGAUCCAGCGACGCUCGCCUCCCAGACUAGCAUUUCCCCCGCGAGGUCUCUCGCCUCGCAACAACCGUCGCUCCCGCAGGCCUGAUGCACGUGAUCCGAGCAUCGUCCCUUCUCCUCACUCUGGUCCUCCCAAUCCUUCCUCUCUCCGCAUCGAGGGCAGCUGUCCCGCCACUGAUUUGCAGCAUAGUCCCCUCCCCCCUGGUCUCCCUCCCAUCGACCUCAAUUCCUCGCAUAUACCCGCCUUGCACCCUCUCAUAAACAGGCAGACUUUGAAGGAACUCGAUCUCAGCGCUAUCAUGCGCAAUCCGCAGCUUCGACAUGAUUUACUUUUCGAUGCUGGUCUCCAAUUUCGUCCCACUUCUGGCCGCCGGAAGCGUGAUCUUGCUGACAGGUACUGGCGUGCCAUCGUUCAAGAACUGGAAAACGGUUGCACUUGCGUUUCAUUUGAUAUGCAAGGAAAACCUCAUGAUUGCGUCUGCGUUUGUCGUCGAGUUCCUAUCCCUCCUCACAACCCCGUUCUCACCUUUUCGAGUUCUCGCCGCGUCCUGACACUGCGGAUGCCUUCUCGCAUCCGUCCUCUACUCGCAGAGUUUCUAGAGGUUCUCCUCUCAGUCAUCCAGCCCUUAUCUACCAUAUCUGGUCCCUACGCCAACCCCGAUGCUUUCCAGAAUCAGAUCCAGCAGCACGCGGCUCAGGCUACACACCUCCGAUCUUUAUUCGACCCAGAAUUAAUAGAGCAAGAGCUACAUCACGAGCUGUUUGACCCUUCAGGUCUUUUCCGAAUGAUCGGGCAGACUCUCAAGAGCCACUGCGCUCCAAUGCGCGAUCGUGCUGUCGACAUGAUGGUAGAGGUGGCACAAUCAUGUGCCCCCGGUUGUGGUGGAAGCAAGAAGGAUGCUGUAAAAGCCGUGCGCAUGUGCCUGGAUAUCUUGGAGCUCAUGAAACUCGACAUUGCAAAUCACCAACUGCAAACCCUCCGCCCUUUCCUCAUAGACACCUCUGGACAGUUUGAACUCAAAACGUUCAAGGGUCGCAAAGGCCCGGGAUCAACCCUUCACGUCACACAACAGUGGCUGCAAGCUACUCAUAAACAGCUAAUGGCCUCCGAACGUAUUACCCAUCCAUCUUUCCCCUCUGGGUCGCUGAAUUACCGCAACCUGUGUAACACACAGCAAGCGUACCUGUCUGUACUCAAGGGUCUUACCGACCUCGUGUUUAAUCCCCCCUCAAGCAUCGGACCAAUAUUAACACCCCCUACACAUCCUUCCCACAACUCUCAUGCUCCUAUAUCUCCCUUGCCGAAUUACCCUGAAACUUCGUACCUUGACAGCGCUCGUCUCCUUGUUCUUGCCGCAGAUGCCGCUGACACCACCGUUUUGUACAUGUUCCUGCUACUGUACCGCCAACUAGUGUUCUCCGACCCGAGCUCAUCACCUAAUGCACCGCGGGACCUAUCCAAGGUAAGCGACGCAGAGCUGGUGAAGCUCAAGAAAGAGAUCCGCGAUGUCAGUUCUACACAUCUCGGUUACUGUCUUGUUUGUCGGCGGCCAGAAGACGGAGAUGACUCCAAUGUGGAGAAGCCAGAAGAUAAGGAAUGGGAAAAGUGGAAGAAGCUCGAGCAAGAUAUUGUUCUACAGGUAGCGAUGCGAGCCAAGGAGGCCCAGACACCUAAACCCCAGUCAACGUGCCCAGACUCGCCAUCUACGGAACGGCCGCCGCUAGGAUUAGCGCCCGAUGAACGUAUUCUAAAACUCGCCGAGCGCUGGUCAGACACGCACAUGCAGCCUGGCUCCGCACUCAGUGGUAUGUUACGCAACCGGAUACGUGACGCGGUUUUCAACCACGUCGUGGCACUCACCUUUCCCGCUCGGGAAUCGUCCUCUGGAAAAUGCAAGGCACUAGAUUUUGCUGCAAGCCUUGCUGCUGUGACGAACACAAAUGCGCAACUUGGGACCGUUUCGGGUAUGGAGCCCCUGACUGACGAGAUACAGUCGCUUGCGGAACGAUUAUCAAGGCUUGCGAUGAUCCAUCUUGGGGUUUAUCUUCCGCUAUACGAGCAGGAAGGGUUCUUAACGACUUUGACUCCGACUUCGUAAUCAUCAUCGACAUAUAUAGGUCCUCCCGCCAAAUUCACGCCUUUUUGUUCGCUUUCGCGCUAUCUACUGCUGACUCGUUGACCUCCAAUUCUUCAUCACAUCAUCGAUACCAUUACCCAUUAUUCGACAUGAUCCCUCCAGUUUUUGUCUUUUCCCCCCGUUUCGUUCUUGCCAACCUUGACCUGGAACAGCCGACGACACCUAUACGAUUUCUCACGUCGCCUGAUGAAAAUUUGAAGUUAAGAGCCGAAUCAUACACCUUAGUACAGUACUAGUAUCCCAAGACAAUAAUGCAAACACGUGUAGCAAAAUGUUGUUCCUCCUGAACUGUGCCUUAGAUAAUCUCCCGCAUGCCAACAGACAAGAGUUACCAAUCCAAAUGGCAACGCGUGAGUGUGUUUAAUAUUAAGGGAUAAGAUGAAAAGCACAGGGAUUUCAUUUGCAUUCUUCUAUGUAUUCAGCCUAUUUUUCUACGCUUUGAUUGCUCAUUGCUAGAGCUGAAUCUCCUAGGACGUUUCAGUGAAUCACUGCUUUGAUGGCUAGCGCUUUCGGCUGCACCUCCACGAGGGAAUGGACGUGACUUCUUUUCCUUUUGCCCUAUCUUCUUUUGUUUCUUCUCGAUUGCCUUCUU